AUGAUGUACUUCUCAAGGAGUGCAAUUUCCGGGCAUAAAUUUCCUCGAGAGGUGUCUGCGAAAUUUGAGAUUCUGGAUAAUUUUUCGGUCAUCUCAGCAGGAUCGUUCGAUGGCGAAGAAGGAUCAAUACACGUGUGUCGCCAAAAUUCAGAAGUAUUUGUUUAUCGUCCGGACAAGCGGAACUUUAUAACUAUAAGUAUGCCGUCAAGUUCAUGUGCG
Ostertagia ostertagi is the source of this 219-nucleotide messenger RNA. The record is from the annotation of a GenBank genome assembly. NCBI's taxonomy places the organism in Eukaryota, Metazoa, Nematoda, Chromadorea, Rhabditida, Trichostrongylidae.